Messenger RNA from Diversispora eburnea, 1569 nucleotides. The record is from the annotation of a GenBank genome assembly. Lineage: Eukaryota; Fungi; Glomeromycota; Glomeromycetes; Diversisporales; Diversisporaceae.
AUGUCAAAACUUAAAUCAAAUAAAAAGUUAAAAAAGACAUCCACCAACAAAAAUAAAACCAAUGAAAAAAACAAUGAAAAAACUAAGGAAAAAAUCAACGAAUAUAAAACCAAAAAUAAUAAAAUUAUGGAUUCUACUGUAAAUGAGAAUACUAUAAAAAAACCAAAUUGCCGUCCAGGUCGUUUAGUUCGGGUUGGUAAAACUUGGGUAAGGAUUAAUAAUAAUAACCUUUCUGUCAUUUCUUUACAUGAAGAACUUUCAAAACUUCCAGUCUCAUCAUCAAAAACUGUAACGUUAUUACACGAAGAAAACACUAAUAAUAAUAAUGACAAAAACGAAAAGGGUUUAAUUUUAAAUGUUGAAAAUGUCAUAAAUGAGAAUAAUCUUAACAAAGAAAAAAAUGUGAUAAAUUAUUAUUCUUUGUCAACUAAAUUAUCGGAUAAUAUCAUUUCUAAACAAUUGAAAGGAAAAGGACGGGAAGUCGAAUGUAAACUUUCGCAAAAUACAUUUCUUCCAGUAGGUUAUCAAUUAGCAGAAGAAAUAUUUUCAUAUUUAGAAGUUGAAGAUUUAGUAUCAGUAAGUUUAACAUACAAACCAAUUUAUAAAUUUAUCACUUUAAGUACCAAUCUUUGGAAAAAUCUUUAUAAACAAUUUGUCUCGAUCAAAAUAAACAAAAUAAUGGAACCAUUAACAAUGUUACAAACUUUAACAAAUAAUAAUUUAAAACCAUCAAUUGCUUGGAAAAAUCAUGUUUUUAGUCGAAUCAAAUAUCGACCAAUAUAUUUAUCAUAUACUUAUUUAGAUUCAUCAAAUGAUUUUAUGAUUACAUUUCCAGGAGCUUCUUAUGAUUAUGAUACAAUAUAUACGGAAGUCCAAGAAUAUGUAAUUGAUGAAGAUGAACCAACAAGUAGUUCAAAUUGUAAUUCACCAAAUUUUAAUUCAAGACCACCACAAUAUAUUAAUAAUCGUAUUCGACGAGGAAAUCAAGUUUUAUUUGAUGAAAUACAAAAUGGAUUUCAAGAUCAAUGGAGAAUUGCUAUUGAAAAAGUAAAAUGUGAAAUGAUAUCACCUUUAAAAUUAAAAGAUGGGGAUGAUAUAUUUGUAGUUUAUAAUUAUUCAGAUACAAAGAAACAUCCUUAUACAUUUGAAAUUUUAAAAAUAUUUGAUAAUAUUAAUGAAGCAAUUAAAUUUGCUAAAGAAAUGAGUGAUGAAUUAGAUGGUGGUGAUGUUAAAAAUGUUGAACAUAGAGGAGAAAUAUUUGAUAGUAAAAGAAAAAAUAUAUUUUUAGAAAUAAAUGAAUCAAAUGAAUUGAGAGUUUCAGUGGAUAAAGUAAAAUUUUGGAAAAAAGUACAUAAAAUUCCCAACUUCUUGCAUUAUGACAAUGAAAAUGGUAAAGACAAAAUUAUUGAAACAUGGAAACAAAUGGGAUAUGUGGACAAAUCAUUUUUAUUAGAAGCAUUACAAAAUAUUGUAGAUACUUCUUCACCAUCAAUUUUGGAAGAUUUAAGUUUAUCAGUCGAUAAAAAUAAAAGAUUUAAAAUAAGAGAAGAAAAGUUAGAAAAGAUAUAA